Molecule: messenger RNA, 6372 nt
Organism: Chironomus riparius
Lineage: Eukaryota; Metazoa; Arthropoda; Insecta; Diptera; Chironomidae
Source: the annotation of a GenBank genome assembly
CCUUUUUAACUUCAAAUCUCUUUUUUUCUCCUUUUGGCCCAGAUGAGCUGGAUGGUAAUUGAUCCAUUUCUUCAUCGUCAAUCUCCAUUUUUGUGCUUUUUUCGUAUUUAUUUAACAAAAUUAAUCAAUUUAUAAAUUUGGUGAAAUCAAUUGUUUAAUAAGAGAGGUGAUCGAGAAAAUAAUAUUACAUGUUGCGGGUUGCUCAAAUUUUAUUGCUCAAUUUUGUGCGGCAAAUUUCAAAUCUAGUCUGUUUACUUUUUUUAAUAUUUCACAAUAAGUCGUAAUUUAACUAGUAUAAAAAUAUACGAUUUUUGGAUCAACUAUAACAGAAAUAAUUCAACUGUGAUAUAUAAUUUUUGUUAAUAAACGUGAUUAUUUUUUUAUAAGCAAAUUAAUAAAGGUAAACUUAUAAAUUCUAAUAAAAUAAAUUAAUUUAAAAACUAGUGUAUCGGGUAGAAACCCAAUGCGGAUUAUAUUCACACCGUACCAUCAAAAGUCUUAUGGAUAGACCAAAAUUUGCUCAGCAUAAGUAUGAAGAUGUCAAAAGAAAAAUAUUGGCCGACGAGGCUGCAUAACGGUGAAUUGCCAUCUGGAUACUACAUCGAAUUUAUGGAAGCUAACAUUCGAAGUGAAGAUGAAAUUAAUUACAAAAUAUACGGUGAAGAAUAUGAAGACAUACAAGAUGAGAAUGUUCUUUUAGUUCAAUCAUACAGAAGUAUUACAUAUUCUAAGGAUAUAAAGCUUACAAUUAAAAUCGUGCCACAUUCUUUACUAUCGAGAUUUGAAAAUCUUAAAUGGCUAGAACUGCAUUGUGUUGGAUUAGAGGAAUUGAGGGAAAACAUGUUCAGCUGUAAUCCUAAUAUAAAAGAAGUUCGUUUGACUCAUAAUAAACUCACCAAAAUUCAAGCUGGAGUAUUUAAAAAUUGCAAAAAUAUGCGUUGGGUUGAUUUAGGAGAAAAUGAAAUAUCAACGAUUGAUGAUGAUGCAUUUAUUGGAUUAGAAAAUCUUGAUUGGCUGAUACUUAAUAAUAAUCGAAUUACGUACUUAAAAAAUUCAUAUUUCAAACCAUUGAAAAAUCUCCAUUCUCUGUACAUUUCUGGGAAUUUAUUAGAGCAACUUGAUGAAAAUUUGUUUCAUGGUCUUGAUGAACUCAGAGAAAUCAGAAUGAGCAAGAACAAUAUUAAAAGCCUCCCUGAGAACUUAAUAAGGUUUUUACCAAAACUUUCGUCUAUUGAUUUAGAUAACAAUCAAAUUGAAGACCUUAAACCUGAAUUUUUAGCAUUACCAUUGCAAUUGAAUUGUUUCGAUAUAUCAGGUAACAAUAUUCGAGUAAUCGAUGCAGACUUAUUUAAAGAGCAACCGAAUAUCUCCUACGUCAAAUUUUGUAAUAAUCAAAUAGAAAAGUUACAUUCAGAUACUUUUAAAACAUUGAAUAAUUUGCAGACUUUAAAAAUUAGAUUCAACAAAUUAACUGAUAUUGAUAAAAAACUAUUUGACAAUAAUUCAAAAAUGUUUGAAUUAAAUUUAAGAGGAAAUCAAAUCAGCAAUAUUCAUCCAGCAGCUUUUUCAAAGCUUAAAAAUGUUUGUAAGCUUACGUUAUCAGAAAAUUGCAUAACCGAAUUAGCUGAAAGUAUUUUUGACGGCAUGACUUCGCUUUCACAAUUAUAUUUGAACAAUAAUAAAAUCAAAGAACUUCAUGUUAAUCUUUUUAGAGAUACAAAGCUUUACUCCCUCUUGCUCGAUUAUAAUGACAUUCAAACAUUCGAUCAAAAAGUUUUUGAGUUCGUACCUAAUUUGUCUAUGUUUGGGUUCACUAAUAAUCCUGGAAGUCACAUGAUAAAUGAAAAAUUUCUAAAAAUAUUCAAACAAGGGAAACGAUUCUUGCUCUAUAAAUAUUAUCUGAAAGAUGAUUUUAGUGAUGAGUGCAUAUCAUACGAGCUAUUGAAUAAAAAGGAAGAAAUAAAGAAAGAAAAGAAAGCUGAUGCUAUAGAUGAGUUUGAUGAUGACUGUGACUUAGGCUUUGGAUUGUUUGAUUAAACAUUUGUUUGCAAAUAUGGAUAUUACAUAAUUGGUUGAUUUUAAAUGCACAUGCACUUUUGAAUAAAAUGUUUCUAAUCCCAUUCUUUUUUUUGAGGACAACUACACAAACUGGUACCGUAAUUGAUCACGUUUGUAAAGUUAAUGAUGGAGUAAAUUGGGAGAAGUCAGACUUUAUAAUCAUGAUUCGAUUAAAAAUAGAAUAAAAGUUGGAAGCUGCUAUCAGCCAGUAUUCAAACAGAAUAGAUAUAAUCAAAUAGAAUUAAGAAUUCUUUUAAAGGUAAAAAAAUAAUUUGCAACGUGACUACUUGAACAUCUCUAAAGAUGAAACAGAAAAUUGAUCAAUAACCUCAAGAAUAAUUUUUAAAACUCAAAGACAAAAUUUAUAAAUUCGUAUGCAACAUAAAGAUUAUUUAGUAUCAAGAUGUCUUUUACUUCAAAAAAAAAUCUUUUUUUUCACGCAUAAUUCAAAUUUCUUUUUAAAACCGGAAAACAUGAGGUGAUGUAAAAAUUUGCCAGAAGAUUAAUGUUAACAACCGCACGCUUUUAACACUUUUCGUAACAAUAUCUGUAGAAAUGAUAAACUGAUUUGAAAUCAUUCACAUAAUCUUAUUUACUGUUGAAAAAUGCUUUCCUAAAAAAACGUAAUAAAGUUGUUAUGAAACUUUACAUCAAAUACAAAUGUUGUAUGAAUUAACGUCGUGUAAAUAAUGCUACAUGAUUCAUGCGAGAUAGCAUUCUGAUAAUUAAAAUUCAACUAAUUUGAAUCAUCUAAGCAUUAAAUUUGAAGUAGGAAUAACUUUAAAAAGCUUUGAUAAAACAGCUUAAAAAUGCGCCAUUUAAGAUCAUUUCUGAUAAUUUUAUUAACAACACCGGAAAAUUUUUUUACACCCAAGUUUCUACAGUAAUACUUAGCAACAUAAUGCAGAAGAAUAAUGCAAUAAUUUCAUUUUACAAAACACGAUGACAAAAUUAAAUUCAACUUACUCUUUUUUUACAACUAGGAAAACUUAUCCAUUGAUAUUAAUCCCAAAACCAAAUCACCUUUUGUUGAGAAGGUAAGGUUAGAAACUAACCACAAAAUCCAAUUUGCAUUUACUUCAAUUCCGAUAAGAAAAAUGGCUUGUGAUAUGAAAAUGCUUGAGAAAUUUAACAUUUUCUUGAAUAUCUAAUCUUAACUUAAAAAUGCUUUCAAUUAGUUUUUUUGACUUAUAAUCAUAAUCAUCUACCAAACGCUUUAUAAACUUAAUAAAAAAGAAAUGAUAUAUGAAAUGCACGAGUUCGCAAAAAAAAUAUAAAUUGAUAUUUUUUAACCUUACCGUGUCAUUUAACGAUUUAAGUACUAAGAAAAUCAGAAAGGAGAGAAAUCUUACAAUAAAGGUUAAUUAGCAAUGAUUGAGCCAUAAACAAAUAAAAUCUUUAUCUAUAAAUAAAUCUCUUUCUUCCAAACAUUUUACCGUAAAAGUCAUAAUUUUAGCACAUUCCUUUGUUAUUGUUUUCAUGAUCCUGUGGAGGUGUUAUUACCAACACAUUCUUCAUAAAUAGCACCACAUUUAAAAGGGAUGUUUGCAGCAGGUGGCUGAAAUGGAUCUAAAAGCGGAAAUUAAAGAGAAAUACUGCAUUACUCCAUAGAAGUUUGCGAGCAAUUUACAGAAAAGUUUGCCUUUUCAGAAUGGUUUGCAUACUGAAGGUAAAAAUGUUAACUGAAAGUUUACAAUAAUGAAUGGACUAUAUUUAAUAAUUAUUUUAAACAAAGGUCCAAUUGCAACUUAAAAUUAAUAAUAUUUCAAAACCAACUGAUAAAAUUUGUUUAAAAAUGAAUAGACGAAGUUCAACAACCGUUAAUUAAAUUAUUGAAACCUUUCAUUUGAAUAACUUUUGAUUGGAAAUUUGUACCAAAAUUUGAUUUUUUUUUGCAAUUAAGAUAUUAUAAUUUGAAAUUGCAUUAGAAAAAUAUUCUAAACUCCCCUCAAAUUGUACCAUUCAUUUAUUCAAAAUGAAUUCAUCUCUAAAUUAUGGGUUGAAAAACUUAAAAGUUUAAAAUUUAUUUCAAAUUCCUACUCUCAAUGUAAGCAAUUUGAUAGGAAUACAGCAAAAAAAAGAAUUAAUCAACUCAGUCUUAAUUACACAGUACGAAAAUAUUAUUGCAAAAAUUUCUAAUGCGAUGCCAAAAGCAGGACGUGCUUUUAAUUUUGAAGACCGAAUCCUAUUUUUAAAAACUGAAGUAAAUUAAUUUAGCAAGAUAAAAAGUCAAUUUCUGAGAGUUUUGCUUAGCUAUGUACAAAUUAAAGAUUUCCUUGGAAUUUGAAAAAAUCAUCUUUUAGUCACCAAAAAACGAAAAUCAUAAGAAUUUCAAGUCUUCAAAUUUCAUUCGAUAUUUAUCAUGGAAGCCAAUAGAUUUGCAUAAUAAUGUCAAAAGUGCUACAUCUAAUAUAUUAAUAUGUCAUGCUCAACAAUACUUACUUGAAGAAUGUGGCAUCAUUUUUUUAAAAUAUUUCAUUAAACAUGAAAUAAUUUUUCUAAAGCAGGUUAGUUAAAUGAAUGUAACACAAAAAGAUUAAAAGCUUAAGAAAUUUCUUAUUGGUUCGAUAGCUUCAUGCUGAUUGAAUAUGCUGUUGAUGGGAAAUCGAACAGACCUUUACGUAAAUUUCACCUCAUAUUGAAAUUCGACUUUAAAAGCAACACGUUUUUUUAACCUUUUGAUAAUCAAAAGAGUUAAGAUUCCUUUAGAUGAAUAAAAUAUUCCAUCAUACAUGUUUACCUCCGACUUUGAUUUUUAAAUCUAGAAGAAACCAGCAUGAAUAUUUUUCAUAAUGCUUUCCACUUUAUUUUUAUUUUUCUUUCUUACAUCAAAAAUGAAAUAUGUCAAUUAGUAUCAUUACAAUGUGGAACCUAUUCUGAAACCAAGAAAGAAAAAUGAUCAUCCAUUCCAUAUGUGACUUUAAGAUAGCCAUUUGUAGGUACAUUUAUACUUAUAACCCAUAAAAAUAUCCAUCCAACAGCUUAAAAUAAAUCCCUGCGAGCAAUAAAAUUUUACUUCUUUGAAAUUAUCGUAGAAUACUUCCAUCCAGUCCGCUAAAACUACUCGAACUCUACACGAAUGUUUUUUUUUUUAUCAUGUUAUUUUUUAUGAGCAAACAUUGUGUGAAUGAAUGAAUGAGUGUAAAAUCCCAUUGAGAGCAAUGAAUCUGUUGAGGAGUGUAUAUUAUGAAGGGAUUGUGUAUACAUUCAUCACUCGACUUUAAAUUGAGACUAAAGCUGCACACACAACUUAUUAUAAAAUACAAUAAGUAUGAAUGUUGUGUAAGAGGAUUAUGAACGGAGAGCUUGUGGAUGCUAACGCUUAGAUUUUUUUUUAUUCAAUUGAGCUUAAUUCUCACAAGCGCUUUGAAUCAUGGUCUUGUGUUCAUUUCAUUUGAGCAUGUUUAAUUCUUUCAAAGUUAAUUGGCAUUUUCCUUUUUGUGUUCAUCUUUUAUAUAACUUUUUCUAGUAUUAUUUAGUUAAAAUCCACAACAGACAACUUUUGGUCAUUUUGAAUAAAAUGUAUUUAGUUUUAUUUCACACAUGCACAUAUUUGGAAGUUGCAGAACAAUUUGUUUGCUUUACAAUUUAUAUUUCAGUUAGAAAUUAGAAUAUUUUUUUAAAAGUAGUCUCAUAUGCAAAGAAUGUGUUGCUUUGUACACUUUGUAAGUUAUUAUUUUAUUUGCUCUAAUUAGAAGUGCUUUAAAUUUUGCACAAACUUAAGUUGAGUUUAUGAUUAAAACUUCAUUUACAUCCAUAAUUUAUAUAACAUUCAAAAUGACAAAUUAAGAAGAAUUUGAGUUCAUUUUAAAAACACCUUACAAUGUCAUAGAAAAAAAUUCUAUUCUCCUCACGGAAUAAAUCCUAUCCAAUAUAAAAUAAAAUUCAAUUGAGACCCAAAUUUGAUUUCAAAACACAUCCGGACAAAUCAUAAAUAAAAAUGUACAGAUGGUUGUUUUAAGAGCCACAAAAAUAAACUUUUAUUUCAAGGAUUAUUGAAUUAGCUUGGUAGCACUUGAAAGAUAAUUCAGUGGAUAAUAAAACUGGCAUUGUGAAAAAAAAAUUCUGAACGUAAAAAAAUGUAAAAGGACAUCCAGCUAAUUUAUUCUACCUUUGUGCUCGUUCCAUGAAAGCUUUUUUUGUCAAAUAAAUGAUGGUGGGAAAUUUGUUGAAAGAACAAAUAAUAAAGAAUUUUAUAAAUUAGCAUAGUCAUUCAUUCAGGAAGCACUCAUUGCGUUUUUGCGAUCAUAAACAAAAUUUGCAUAAAUUUUUUAGCUUCCAUUUUUCCCAACCAUUGAGUGUUGAUGAUGAGAA